AAGCACGAUGGCUGCGGACAGUGUUGUGCUACAGUCUCUGGUGGAGGAUUUUGUCUCUGGACUUCAGGACAGCAAGGCUAAGGAGGCCUCUAAAGGUGUUAAAGAUGGACAGUUCACAAUGCUGCAGCUGGUGGAAGCACUCGGAGUCAGCCUGACUAGUUCUCAGCCUCACACCCGAGCCCGAGGCGUCCGUCUACUGUCUGACGUUUUACAGGAGAACUACGCAGAGCUCACAGAGAGAGAAGUGGAGGUGCUUAUCGCUUUCUAUGAAAACCGCCUUAAGGACCAUUAUGUUGUCACUCCACCAGUUUUACACGGGCUGCAAGAGUUGUCAUUAAUGCUUGCUGAGAGAGCAUGCGUCUACAACAUGCUCAUCAACCUCAUGGAAAGCAGAGAAGCUGAGCUGAAGAGUUUAGGACCGGACUUUGUUUUUGGUUUUGUUCAAUCAAUGGAUGGAGAGAGGGAUCCUCGCAACCUCCUGUUAGCCUUCCACAUAGCCAGUAACAUCAUUCUGCAAGGAUAUAAUUUAGGUACAUUCACAGAGGAGCUGUUUGAAGUGACGUCCUGCUAUUACCCCAUAGACUUCACUCCUCCUCCCAAUGACCCACACGGUAUCACCAAAGAGGAAUUAAUUCUGGCACUGAGGGCCGUCCUCACAGGAACUCCUAAAUUUGCAGAGUUUCUGUUACCUCUCAUCAUUGAGAAGAUGGACUCAGACAUUCAGAGUGCUAAGCUGGACUCGCUGCAGACUCUGGCUGCUUGUAUGUCACAGUAUGAAGAGAAAGAUUUAAGAGAAUUCCUCGAGGGCCUAUGGAGGUCAUUGAAAAGAGAGGUGUUUCAGACAUCGAGUGAGAAGAUAGAGUCUGCAGCGCUCGGUGCUGUCACUGCACUGACUUCCUGUCUGUCUCGAUCAGUCCUCCGCUCUGACGCUGAAGACACCCUCAGCACCUUCCUGGAUCUUAUUCUCAGAGACUGUAAGCAUCAUCUGUUUGAGCCUGACCUGAAGCUCGUAUGGCCCAGUGCCAAGCUGCUCCUGGCCUCCUGCAGCGCCUCACACAGGGCUAGUUAUGUCUUAACAGCCGCCAUCAUGCCGUCUUUGAUCGAGCAGUUUAACAGCAGAACACAGUGUUCUCACAAACGGACGUUGUUGGAAGUGGUGCAACAGUUCAUCCAAUCAGUACAAUCAAGUCAGUCUUUAGAUAUUGAGGAGAGUGUGUUUUUAGAGUACAGAGCAGCUCUGUGCAGCAUGGUGUUCUCAGCUCUCUGUGAGAGUAACUCCAGCCUGUGCAUCACUGCUGCUUCUGUGCUCACCUCACUAGCACAGCAAACAGGUCUGUUGGUGGAUCCUGAUGUCCAGCUGGCUGUAAAUCAUCUGACCAGACAGCUGCUGACAGAGCAGGACGAGAAAGUCAGUUCUGCAGUUUUAGAAUGUGCCGGAGCCUUAGCAGAGCAGCACCCAUUGGCCUUCACCACUAAACUGAUCCCAAGGCUGAAGGAGGAGAUGUUUUCAGAAGCUUCUGAGCUACAUUCCUGUCCUGCAGUGCGUCAGCAGUGUUUAGCUGCUCUGGCAGCGGUUUCCAUCCAACCCAGUGUUGUCCAGGAGAGUGCACCUGUCCUACUAGAUGUCCUGAGUUCAGCACAUGCAGGUAGUGCUCAUUUCUCUGUGGAUGAAGUGGUGCUGUCAUGCCGCAGUCUGCAGAGGAUAGCAGAACAGGUUCUGGACACUGAGGAGGCGGGGCUAUGUUUCCAUAAUGUCAUCAUCCCGCGCCUGCUGUCUCUGGCAGUGCAGGCUGCACUGCAGAGUGAGCAGCACAUCCAAUAA
Messenger RNA from Nematolebias whitei (Rio pearlfish), 1822 nucleotides. It is a transcript of the gene mms19, whose product is annotated as MMS19 homolog, cytosolic iron-sulfur assembly component. The transcript has 18 exons. NCBI's taxonomy places the organism in Eukaryota, Metazoa, Chordata, Actinopteri, Cyprinodontiformes, Rivulidae. Gene Ontology annotation, biological process: iron-sulfur cluster assembly. The record is from RefSeq and is a predicted model, not a curated record. The coding region runs from base 8 to 1822 and encodes 604 amino acids. Gene Ontology annotation, cellular component: MMXD complex; cytosolic [4Fe-4S] assembly targeting complex.